Drosophila melanogaster (fruit fly) is the source of this 1290-nucleotide messenger RNA. RefSeq names its product Apoptosis-linked gene-2 (gene Alg-2). Gene Ontology annotation, cellular component: cytoplasm; endoplasmic reticulum membrane; cytoplasmic vesicle membrane. Gene Ontology annotation, molecular function: calcium ion binding. Lineage: Eukaryota; Metazoa; Arthropoda; Insecta; Diptera; Drosophilidae. The record is from RefSeq and is marked reviewed. The transcript is spliced from 3 exons. Bases 75 to 611 code for a protein of 178 amino acids.
UGUAUGUCCUCAAAUAAACGAUAACAGUUUUAUUCUGCAAAGUUUGCACUGUAACAAACCAAUUGUAUCCACCAAUGGCCUACAAUCAUGAUGGUAUGCCAGACCAGCAAUUUCUUUGGGAUGUUUUUCAAAGAGUGGAUAAAGAUAGGAGUGGUCAUAUAUCCGCAGAUGAGCUACAAGUGGCCCUUUCGAAUGGUACCUGGUCUGCAUUUAAUCCGGAGACUAUCCGUUUGAUGAUUGGAAUGUUUGAUCGUGAAAAUAAAGGGACUGUGUCCUUUAAAGAUUUUGGAGCGUUGUGGAAGUAUGUGACGGAUUGGCAAAAUUGUUUUCGAUCCUUUGAUCGUGACAAUUCUGGAAAUAUUGACAAAACUGAGCUGAAAACAGCACUGACAUCAUUUGGUUAUCGUUUAUCUGACCACCUAAUCGACGUCUUACUACGAAAAUUUGACCGCUUUGGGCGUGGUACAAUUCUUUUCGAUGAUUUUAUUCAAUGUUGUAUUGUGCUGUAUACAUUAACAACUGCAUUCCGCCAGCACGACACUGACUUGGAUGGGAUCAUAACCAUACAUUACGAACAGUUCUUAAGUAUGGUAUUUUCGUUAAAAAUAUAGUAUUAAGUGAUCUAAACUAAAUAAAUGAUUUGUUUUGCGCUAUACACAGCUACACAUAUUGCUAAAAGUUUUUAUUCGAAAGAGCAUACCUCCUUUUAAGAGUUUUUUACCAAAAAACUUUUUAAAUGUUGAUAAUAAAAACUGUUAUAACUUAGGCGAUAGACGAAAAUAUCUCUUCAGAUUUCUCCAGGAAUUUCUAAUAUACUGUGAUUCUAAGACCGCAACAGUUCAACCAAAGACAGUAGAAUAACAAGAUGCGUAACGGCCAUACAUUGGUUUAGCACUAUACAGCCACUUUUUUGGUGACGGCCAAAAUUGCCCUGUGUCCGCUCGCUUACGCUGAGAGAAGAAAUCUAAAAAUAGAAUUUUCUUGCUUGAGUGAGCAAAACCAGAGACCAGAACGCGUAUAUGUGUGCGUGUUGUGAUAGAAGACGAUUUUCGGGCCGAUUUACAUAUUUGGGGAGUUUUGGCCAAUUUCGUAGGAAUAUGAUGAAAUUGCGCGCUGUUUAAAAAUAUUAAAUUAGAAUAUAAAAAAAAACUCAAUAUGAAAAACAACCUAAUGUGCAUUUUAAAUAAUAAAACUGGAUCAUUUACAUACAUACAAAGGAAAUUAUUAUAACUACUACUUCUUUUUCCAAAAAGAAGACAUUACAUUGAGAAAUAAAUAUUUCAUAAAAAU